This is a messenger RNA of Pelagomonas calceolata, 1680 nucleotides long. NCBI's taxonomy places the organism in Eukaryota, Pelagophyceae, Pelagomonadales, Pelagomonadaceae. The record is from the annotation of a GenBank genome assembly.
CGGCGCGCCGACGCGGAGAUGGCGCUCCGAUCAGCCGGCGGCCUGGGUCAUUUGACUGCCCGCGGCGCGCAGGGCUGCAGGGCAACCUGCUUGCGCCCGUCGCUGCACCCCUGCGAGCAGCGCUCGGCGGCGGGCAGCCCUUGCGGGGCCAGCAAGCACCUGCUUGACCAAGGCUGUACCACCCUCAUACGAGCUUGUAGAGCACCGGCUGCCAGCGGAGCGCCGCGUUUGAUCCCGUGGGCCCACCGGGACGACCGUGACGCGCCAUGGAGACGUUGGAGACGUUGCUUGCCUGCGUCUACCCCGAGGCCGGGAGCGGCGACUCCGACUCGGAGGACGAGGGUUGUGUUGGCUGCGCCUGCGACGUCGCGAUCCUCGACGAGGGCGUCGAGGAGGCGGCGCGGCGCCCCGACGCAGUAGAAAUGAAGGAACUCACGGCCUGGAGCCGCGAGCGGCUCAAUAAACUAAAACGCCACCGCGCCGAGGCGGUCAAGCUGCGGAGCGUCCUCCUGCGUUUCAGAGAGAAGACGAGGAAGCCGUCGAAGCCGCACACCGCCCGCUACGAGGACGCCGUCGCGGCUGGGUGGCGCGCGUUGGCCCUCGACGGCGCUGAGCUCAUGCCGCUCCUCAGCACGAUCAGCCAGGCGGAACUGGACCACGAAGCGACGCUCGCAGCCACACGGUUAGGCAAGCCCUUCGAGAAGCCCGGACCGAAUAUUAGGGAGGGCCUGGACUACAUUGAUAUUAGAGGAGACGGCGUGUUACACGUGCGGAUUGCGAACUGGUAUAGAGCACGGGCAAAGCGCGACCACGCGCGAAUGACGCAGAUGGAGCUCGAGGUCGGCGCUUUGCUCGUCGCGGGUGCGCCUACCGAGGUAAAAAACGACGAGGGCCUCACACCGCUCUUGCAGGCUUGCAAGUACGACGCGGGGACGAUCGUGCGGGUGCUCAUCGCCGCCGAGGCCGAGUACCAACAGGUCCAGAACGCGCAGAAGCUGCGACCGUUGCUCCUCGCGGCGCAGGAGAACUCCCCGAAUGCGUUUGAGGUCGUAGCGGACGCGUUGCGGGAGAAGGGCGUGCUCGCGAGCGCCGCGCGGCGCCCGGGCAACGGCUACACGGCGUUGCACUUCGCGGCCAUCGCCGACGCCGCGGACCUGAUUAAGCGCGCGGGCCGGUUCGAUGAGUUUCGGAAGUCCGUCGACGUGCUCUCGUCUGAGGGCGACGUCAAAACCGGCGCGCUCCACAAGUGCGCUAUGUAUGGGCAUUUGGAAGCAAUGACAGCGCUGCUCGAGCUGGGCGCCGACGUCGAUUUGAGGGAUUCGAACGGCGCGACGGCAUUGCAUGUAGCUGCCCUGGCGGCGCGCUUUGAAAAGGACCGGCGACACAAGGCCUGCGUCGACUUGCUGCUGCGGCACGGCGCUUCCAUUGAUGUUGCUGAUGGCCGAGGACGCCUUCUUCGCGACCUCCCAACCUCCAACAACGUCAAGCGCGUGCUCAAACGUAGUACGACGCUACCUGUUGCUGAAAAGGAGAACGCCACCGCCCCCAAGCGCGCGAAUUCCGCGCCCAUCUCCGUAGUGCGCGCGUGAGCGAUCGCAGCCGUGCCCCGCCGACGCGGGACACGUAAAUCGCCGCGCCCAACCCCCUGUCGACUGUCGAAUCGAGUCGCGUGUAACCUUA